GAGAGGGGGAUGACUCGUGAGUUUUGAUUGAGAAGGGUUGACUUCUGUCUGUGGUGUCUGACAGAACUGAACACACGUCAAAACACGGUCAUGUUGCAGCGGUGCGCUUUUAAGAGAAUCCUCCAGCAGAUUUCUUUAGGGAAUCAAGAAACCACCAAAGGUUUGUUGUUUGGGUUUCCCACCGCGCUGCUGAAAGGACACAGAGCUUCUGCGCACAGGAGCAAAUCAAGUGUUCCAGAUGUUAGGGAGCAGACUCUUGUAGCUGUAAAGCCAGAUGGAGUUCAACGUCGUCUUGUUGGACAAAUCAUUCGGCGUUUUGAGCAGCGGGGCUUCAAGCUGGUUGGCCUGAAAAUGUUGCAGGUGUCUGAGGAUCUCCUGUCUCAGCACUACUGUGCACUGAGGAAGAAGCCCUUCUAUCCCAGUCUGCUGCAUUACAUGACCUCAGGUCCUGUGGUUGUCAUGGUGUGGGAAGGGCACAAUGUAGUCCAGACAUCACGUGUGAUGGUGGGGCAUACCAACCCAGCUGAGGCCCAGGCAGGCACAGUCAGAGGAGAUUUCAGCUUUCAUGUCAGCAGGAACGUGGUCCAUGCCAGCGAUUCAUUGGAGGGCGCUCAGAGGGAAAUCCAGCUGUGGUUUCAGGGAAAAGAGCUCCUAAACUGGGAUUGCUGUGACCAGAGCAUCACCUGUGAGGUGUAAAGACGCCGAGAGUCGAACGCAGUGAGAAUCAGUAAUACUACCUCUUCUCCUGCUGCUGCUCAAAAGCUCUGUCUCCUCUGACAAUGUGACCACAGCGAAUGAAAAAGAUUUAGAGUUCCUGCCAAAUAAUUUACCUCAGCAAGUGCACUUACAAUGAAAUUUUUUGUUGAAACAAAUGUCACUGAGAUUUUAUAAUUCACGCUACAUUAGCAAGUAUAUGUUGUUACAUCUUUCAUUGAACAGGUUUUUGGUCUCAGGAUGAAACGUGUAUAAUAAUCAUUUGUCCUUCUGUCCCCUGCAGUGGAUGCAAUAUGUGUAAAACAUUGACCUGCAGUGUGGAAAUAUGCAUGGCAGAUGUUGAAAAUGUCAGUGCCUGAUUUCCAACUAAAAUAUUUGAAUUGCUUGUGGAUCAAAGCAGAUGUGACAUCAGAAUGUAUUUUACAAUCAUCUAAUAUGUCAAGGUCCUUCUGACAAAUGGCUAAAAUCUGGUGUGCUUGUUUAUAUAUUAGGCAUUCUGGCUUCUAUCCCAAAAUCUUGCACAGUAGUCUAAAUAGCUAGAGAGAGUCUAAACAGAUUUUAUGUUAAAAUUGACUUAAUGUUAGAUCGAAGUGCUACCAAUCAACAUAGACACAGUGUAAUCUAAUUUUAUUUAACAAAUCUUUAUUGCCUAUUCUGUAAAAAUGUAAGAACUGACUUUCACCAUCUGUAACUGCUCUGCUGUAUGAUGAUCAUGAACAGCUUCUAUUGUACAUACAAACUGUUACACACAACCUGCACUCAGCUCACCAACCAUGAUCCAGCAGACUGAUGAAGUGUUUCUCAUCAACAAUAUUGCCACAGAGAAAAAAAAUACACAUUUUUCAAGAGAUUGCAAUCCUAUUUUUAUGUAGUAGUGUUGUUUUUAUGAAUAUUGAAAAGCAAUUUAAUAAAGAAACUAAGUUAAUCAUUCACUUGAA
Molecule: messenger RNA, 1652 nt
Organism: Thunnus maccoyii (southern bluefin tuna)
Lineage: Eukaryota; Metazoa; Chordata; Actinopteri; Scombriformes; Scombridae
Gene: nme4
Product: NME/NM23 nucleoside diphosphate kinase 4
Exons: 5
Coding region: 91-696 (201 amino acids)
Biological process (GO): CTP biosynthetic process; GTP biosynthetic process; UTP biosynthetic process
Molecular function (GO): nucleoside diphosphate kinase activity
Source: RefSeq, a predicted model, not a curated record